Protobothrops mucrosquamatus (brown spotted pit viper) is the source of this 1359-nucleotide messenger RNA. It is a transcript of the gene CFL1, whose product is annotated as cofilin 1. Gene Ontology annotation, biological process: actin filament severing; cell motility; actin filament fragmentation. Gene Ontology annotation, molecular function: actin filament binding. The coding region runs from base 61 to 558 and encodes 165 amino acids. The transcript is spliced from 4 exons. NCBI's taxonomy places the organism in Eukaryota, Metazoa, Chordata, Lepidosauria, Squamata, Viperidae. Gene Ontology annotation, cellular component: actin cortical patch; actin cytoskeleton; cytoplasm. The record is from RefSeq and is a predicted model, not a curated record.
GCCGCCUCCCUCUUCUCUUCGCCGCCUCGUCCUUGUCCCCCCCCUCGCCCGCCCGCCGCCAUGGCCUCGGGGGUCACCGUCUGUGACAAAGUCAUCCAGGUCUUCAAUGACAUGAAGGUGCGCAAACACGCCCCCCAGGAGGAGCAGAAGAAGCGCAAGAAGGCCGUCAUCUUCUGCCUGAGCGAGGACAAGAAGAAGAUCAUCCUGGAGGCCGGGAAGGAGAUCCUGGUGGGCGACCUGGGAGACACCGUCGACGACCCCUACCUGCACUUCGUCGCCAUGCUGCCCCCCAGCGACUGCCGCUACGCCCUCUACGACGCCACCUACGAAACCAAGGAGAGCAAAAAGGAAGACCUGGUCUUCCUCUUCUGGGCACCGGAGAGCGCUCCUUUGAAGAGCAAGAUGAUCUACGCCAGCUCCAAGGAUGCCCUCAAGAAGAAAUUUCCAGGCAUCAAGCACGAAUGGCAAGCAAACGGCCUAGAAGACAUCAAAGACCGCCAGAGUCUAGCAGAAAAGCUGGGGGGCAACUGCGUCAGCUUGGAGGGCAAGCCCGUGUGAGACCCCCCCCUCCUCUCCUUCCCAGGUCCCCUGUCGUGCCAGUGACUCUGGAGCUUCCAUGUUAAUGGCCCCGUGCUACUGUUGGGGGGUUGGGGGGUCCUUCCUUUUCUUGGUUCCAUUCCAGUUGUUGUUUUUCCCCCCCUUCCCUUCUCAUCUUCCCGGCCUGGUGCUCUCCCCUCCUGUCUCAACAGCUGGCCUGCAGGGCUGCUGUUCGAAUUUUGCCAAAUGCUACAGCUUCUUUUCCCCCACUCCUUCCUUCCUUCCUUCUUUCUUUCUUUCUCUCUCCCCCCCUUUCCAAACCUUUGGGUUGAUAUUCCUAAGGGGGGGGAGGGGGUGUCUCCAUUCCUCAGUCUCUUCCUUGGUUUUCUUGGUCCACUUCUCCUCCUCCAAGGAUAACGAUGGCGGUAAGCAACCGACGGUUGGGAUAAUGGGGACCCGAAUUUCCAGAAUUAGUCCAUUUUCCAGUGUGUACAAAAGAGAAAAAAGUUGUUUUUUUUAAAUGGGUCUCUGUACGUGUGUGGUUUUUUUUUGUUUUGUUUCGGUUUUUUUUCCCGAGAGAAAGCGUGGAAUGGCAUCUGCGUCCCCAGCCCCCUUUCCCCGUGAUGGCUUCCUCCCCCUUCCUCUUCUUAACUGCCAUAGUAGCUCUGUGCUUUGUCUGUAGUACUGUGUACAAAUAAAAUAUUGUGGAAAAAGAAAAACAGUUGCACCCAUCUCUACGUUGGGGUGGAAUUAACAAACGUAUGGAAGCAGCACCACCAAGAACCUUCGGUAAUAAAAUAAAACAAAAAAAAGUUCUACCUU